AUGCUGCGGUUUCCUUGUAUUCUGGUGGCUAUCGCCGCCUUUCUCACUCUCGCCAAUGCUAUCACCAUUGACCCAGACCUCCCGGACGGCGUCUACCAGAUCAACUAUUCUCGCGACCGGGACUCAAAGGUCCUCGCGCUGACGUACUUUGACACGCCUCACGACGUCAACAUCACAGCCGUCAAGUUCAACGGCGACCGCAAAUUCAAGGAAAGGAAGCCGUACUGCAUGCAGGAAGACGCCCGCCUUGCCUCAGUCAAAAUCGAGACCAACUUUACGUGUGCCGACGACCAGCUCAAGGCCAUGAACAUGCUCGCCAACUGGUGCGAGAUGGCCGCGUAUGUCCAAACAUCGGCCAUGGUCGUUGCUGUCUACAACGAUAUGCUGUGGUACGUUUGCAACUGGGCCACCUCGUACGACUUCAAAGACGCACACGCGUCGCAGCGCUGUUCCAAGGGGGAGAUUCUCAUCGUCGACGGUGUAUUGGAUCGCUGCGGCGUCGGAAAGCGCGCAGAGCUGUACUUUGGGGGUUGGCAGAAGUCCUACGGCAGGAGCCAUCGCUUUGGAGACAUUUGUGCGGGUAAGGAGCGCGAACAACGGCAACACUAG
Molecule: messenger RNA, 609 nt
Organism: Akanthomyces muscarius
Lineage: Eukaryota; Fungi; Ascomycota; Sordariomycetes; Hypocreales; Cordycipitaceae
Exons: 1
Coding region: 1-609 (202 amino acids)
Source: RefSeq, a predicted model, not a curated record